This is a messenger RNA of Penicillium atrosanguineum, 1536 nucleotides long. Its product is annotated as aminotransferase-like domain-containing protein. The record is from RefSeq and is a predicted model, not a curated record. The transcript has 8 exons. Gene Ontology annotation, molecular function: L-2-aminoadipate:2-oxoglutarate transaminase activity; aromatic-amino-acid:2-oxoglutarate transaminase activity; pyridoxal phosphate binding. Lineage: Eukaryota; Fungi; Ascomycota; Eurotiomycetes; Eurotiales; Aspergillaceae. The coding region runs from base 1 to 1536 and encodes 511 amino acids. Gene Ontology annotation, biological process: L-tyrosine biosynthetic process; aromatic amino acid catabolic process.
AUGCUACCCAGGAAUGUGGCAGAACGACUCGAUCAAGGUGGUAUCCCCAAAUGGCGAAAAGAUAGCACCAUCUUGUUUGGGCAAAUAGAGGCAAAGGGUGAUUGUGGUCUUUUCAAAAGCGAUAAGAGCUCUAUCAAGGCAAAUGCAAAAAGAUGGGACCACUUCUUUUCCGAAGAGGCCCAAAGACGGAAACCAUCGAGCAUCAAAGCCGCAGGCCGAGCUGCAAGUGAACCAGGCAUGAUCUCUCUUGGUGCUGGCGCUCCCUCAGCCGCGUACUUUCCCUUCGAAGCUGUUCAUGUCAACAUUGCAAAUCCUCCUGGCUUUUCGGGUGCGCCAGAGGGAAGUGAAUCUAUACUCCACAUGGCAAAAUAUGAUUUUGAGCCAAACUCCAGUGAAUACAGCUUGGAUGUAGCUCUGAAUUACGGCCAGGGCAGUGGCGCUGCGCAGAUGCUGCGGUUUGUGACUGAGCACACCGAGCUUAUGCAUAGCCCUCCGUAUGCGGACUGGGGAUGCUGCAUGACAGUGGGCAGUACCUCGGCUUGGGACUCUACAUUGAGAAUGUUCUGCGAGAAAGGGGAUUACAUUAUCGUCGAGAAAUACACAUUCGCAAGUGCGUUGGAAACAGCGUGGUCCCUCGGUAUCAAUGCCCUUCCGGUGGGAAUGGACGCCCAAGGGCUCAUUCCCGACGCCCUUGAUAAAGAGCUUUCGUCCUGGGAGGAGUCAAAGCGUAAAGCACGGAAGCCCUUCCUACUUUAUAUGGUACCGACUGGACAAAAUCCAACUGGCGCCACUCAGUCCCUUGAGCGACGGAAAGCCAUUUACGCUGUCGCUCAAAAACAUGGUCUGUAUAUUGUCGAAGACGAGCCGUACUAUUAUUUGCAAUUGCCUGCAUUUAGGGCCAAGGAGCCUUCUGGUGAAACUCAGGGUUGUGGAUUGGUUCCAUCAUACCUCAGCCUCGAUGUCGAUGGUCGAGUUCUCCGCAUGGAUUCACUGUCCAAGGUCCUUGCGCCUGGGUCUCGCACAGGCUGGGUCACAGCCUCUCAGCAAGUCAUUGAGAAGUUUGUACGGCAGAAUGAGACAUCUUCGCAGCAUCCCAGCGGCUUCUCCCAGGUCAUCAUUUUCAAGCUCCUCAAUCAUCACUGGGGGCAUUUGGGAUUUUUUAAAUGGCUGGAGAACAUCCGAGCAGAAUACAUGUGGCGGAGAGACGCUUUCGUUCAGGCCUGCGUGAACUUUCUGCCAGAGGGGAUUGCACACUUUGUUCCCUCUGAGGCUGGGAUGUUCCAAUGGAUCGAGAUUGACUGGAAAUCCCAUCCGCUAUACAAGACUGGCGCUGGGCAUCAGAAGAUUCAGCAAACCAUCUUUGAUUCCGCCGUGCAGAAGAAAGUCUUCCUUGUUCCAGGAACUUGCUUCUGGUCGGCGAGCGAACUGCCAGAAGAUAGGAUGUUUUUUCGGGCGACCUAUGCAUCGGCGUCUCAAGAGGAUCUUGUAGAAGCGGCUCGGAGAUUUGGUGAUGCGUUGAAGGAUGAGUUCCAGUAA